Phragmites australis (common reed) is the source of this 1951-nucleotide messenger RNA. Its product is annotated as CMP-sialic acid transporter 3-like. Gene Ontology annotation, biological process: pyrimidine nucleotide-sugar transmembrane transport. Gene Ontology annotation, cellular component: Golgi membrane. NCBI's taxonomy places the organism in Eukaryota, Viridiplantae, Streptophyta, Magnoliopsida, Poales, Poaceae. The coding region runs from base 225 to 1424 and encodes 399 amino acids. The record is from RefSeq and is a predicted model, not a curated record. Gene Ontology annotation, molecular function: pyrimidine nucleotide-sugar transmembrane transporter activity. The transcript is spliced from 16 exons.
UUUACAUUGUCCGCUCCCCUUCUCUCCGCUCCCCAUUGCUCUCUCCCUCGCCCGCCCGCCCGCCUCCCCGCGCGUCCGAGAAGCUUCGAAUCGCGAUCACCUCGGUCCCCGCGAGCGCCGAUGGUGGGCGCGCCCGCCAGCUGCUAGGGUUCCCGUUCCCACCUUUCGCCCGCUGAUUGGAACCGCAGGGUUUUUGCGAGCCUGGUGCCGCGGCGGCGAUUGAGAUGAACGGGGAGGUGGAAUGCAGCGUGUGCCACGCGAAGGUGCCAGUGCCGCCGGCGGUGUCGAAGGCGUACGACGGCCACCGGUCCACCGUGUCGUCUCGGCAGCGUGCGCUCAAUGUGCUCCUCGUCUCCGGAGACUGCGUGCUCGCUGGACUCCAGCCUAUAUUAGUGUACAUGUGUAAAGUGGACGGGAAAUUCAAAUUUAGCCCGAUCAGCGUGAACUUCUUGACAGAGAUUACAAAAAUUAUCUUUGCCGUCACCAUGCUAUUCUUCCAGGCUAGACGUCUAAAUGUGGGAGAGAAGCCACUUCUCACUGUGUCAACCUUUGUGCAGGCUGCUCGCAACAAUGUUCUUCUUGCAGUCCCUGCUCUUCUCUAUGCUAUCAACAACUACUUGAAGUUUAUAAUGCAGUUAUAUUUUAAUCCUGCAAGCGUGAAAAUGCUGGGUAAUCUCAAGGUUCUGGUAAUUGCUGUGCUUCUAAAGAUCAUAAUGAGGCGGCGUUUUUCCACAAUCCAGUGGGAGGCCCUUGCUCUUUUGUUAAUCGGAAUAUCAGUUAAUCAGCUAAAAUCAUUACCAGAAGGUUCUAGUGCUUUGGGUCUUCCUGUUGCAGCUGGAGCCUACCUAUAUACACUAUUUUUUGUAACAGUUCCUGCCUUGGCUUCAGUUUACAAUGAAAAGGCUUUGAAAAGCCAAUUUGAUACUAGUAUAUAUCUUCAGAACUUAUUUCUGUAUGGAUAUGGUGCAAUAUUCAAUUUCCUUGGGCUCGUGAUCAUUGCAAUCAUCCAAGGGCCCAGUAGCUUUAACAUUUUGGAAGGACAUUCAAAGGCUACAAUGUUUCUUAUCUGCAACAAUGCUGCACAGGGCAUACUAUCGUCAUUUUUCUUCAAAUAUGCAGAUACAAUUUUGAAGAAGUACUCGUCAACAAUUGCCACUAUCUUUACUGGAGUAGCCUCUGCUGUAUUGUUUGGUCAUACUUUGACUAUAAACUUUGUUCUUGGAAUAUCAAUAGUAAUUAUAUCUAUGCAUCAGUAUCUUUCUAACCAAAUUAAGGAUGAAGUGCCAACCAGCAAAAUUGAGAUGGCUGAUGCUCACGAUCGCAGAUUACAGGAACCUGUAUAUGUCAUCGCGACUGAUUCAAUGGCAAGCGAGGCUAAACACCGCCAUGGAUCUGACGAAAGGCAGCCUAUUCUCCCCGUCUGAUUUUACAGCGGAGUGUUGCCAGCUGAGGCGCUCUAUUUCCUCAACAAGAGCAGCACAUAUAUUACCAACUCUGCAUCCCCGUCAGAGUGGAAAAGAGAAUACCCUUAAUGCUUCUUUGACCUAAUGUCUCGGAAGCCGCAUUGCUGCCAUGCUGUUGGCGAAGGUACUGCAUAUCCGACGGCAGAAUGGUGAGCUUCCUAUAGAGUAAUGGAAGAGGCGAUACCUUAGCUUACUGGCGGUAAAACUGACAUGAUAAGGUUAGUGAGGAAUAAAAAAAAUCACCGUUUUUUCCUCUUUUGAGAGUUGAGAGUUGAGACAACCAUCGGCAGUGGUUCUAUCGAGUAGCAUUGUUGUUUUGUUACGGCAUCAAUGUAAAUAGCAGUUUGCUCCGUUUGCCUAUGCUAAGCAGAGAUUCCGUUCCUGUGUGUACAAGUUGCAUGAGGAGAUAUUGCGGCAUGUUUAGUACUUCGAAGUUUGCCUGUUUCUCUGAUUUUAUGGGAAAAAAUAAGGCUUCUCUUGACGAAUUA